GCGGCAAAACGUAUCCUCAGUGUUUCGAAGAUUGUCCUCUCUAGUCACAGAAAUGCCAGUUUGCCAAUCCAACCCAUAAUGCAUCAGCAAUGGAUUUAAACCAAAUCCAAAUCGCUUUGCGAUGUUGCUUACGCUUUCGAGCAAUUAAAAAUGCUAAAUCACUCCAUUCUUACAUAAUUAAAUCCGGCCAUUGUAAUCACGUUUUUCUCUUAAAUAACAUGAUAUCUGUUUAUGCUAAGUGUUACAGUUUCAAUGAUGCACGUAACCUGUUCGACGAAAUGCCUCACAGAAACAUAAUUUCUUGGACAACGAUGGUCUCUGCAUUAACCAAUUCUGGCAGACCCCGUGAAGCUCUAGCGCUCUAUAACGAGAUGUUACAAUCCAAAACAGAACAGCCCAAUCAGUUCUUGUACUCCGCGGUUCUUAAAGCGUGUGGUCUUACGGGAAAUGUUGAAUUAGGCAAGCUGGUUCAUCAGCGUAUAUUUCAAUCUAAGUUGGUCACUGAUACAGUUCUGAUGAAUGCGCUCUUGGAUAUGUAUGUCAAAUGUGGGAGCUUGAGGGAAGCUCAACAAGUUUUCGAUGAAAUCCCGUGUAAAAAUAAUGCUACGUCGUGGAACACUCUCAUUCUGGGACAUGCUAAACUAGGUUUGAUUGACGAUGCGAUGAAACUGUUUGAUAAAAUACCGGAACCGGAUGUUGUAUCUUGGAAUAGUAUUAUUGCUGGCCUUGUAGAUAAUGAUAGUCCCCAUGCGUUGCAAUUUGUUUCUAUGAUGCAUGUGAAAGGCCUUAAACUGGAUGAAUUCACAUUGCCAAAUGCUCUCAAAGCUUGUGGUCUUGGUGGUGAGUUAAUGUUUGGGAGACAGAUUCAUUGUUAUGUUAUUAAGAUAGGGCUUGAGUGUAGCUGCUAUUGUAUAUCGACGUUGAUUGAUAUGUAUUCGAAUUGCAAGUUUUUGGGCGAAGCAGUGAAGAUUUUUGAUCAAUUCUUUGGGAGCUCUCCUGUUUCUGAAAGCUCGGCGCUUUGGAAUUCAAUGAUUUCUGGGUAUAUUGCCAAUGGAGAUUAUGCUGAGGCUCUCAGUAUGAUUUCUCAUAUGCAUCGUUCUGGUGUACACUUUGAUUUUCAUACCUUUAGUAUUGCUUUAAAGAUAUGCAUUUACUUGGAUAACUCAAGUUUGGCAUCCGAAGUGCACGGAUUGGUCAUCACUAGUGGCUAUGAGUUAGAUUUUGUUGUCGGGAGCAUUCUUAUUGAUCUAUAUUCAAAACAGGGCAAUAUUGACAAUGCAUUAAGACUGUUUGAGAGGUUGCCGGAUAAAGAUGUUGUGGCUUGGUCUAGUUUGAUUGCCGGUUGCGCUGGCUUUGGUUCAGAUAAGUUAGCUUUUUCCCUUUUCAUGGAUAUGAUAUAUUUGGGUCUUCAGAUUGACCAUUUUGUCAUCUCAAUUGUUCUGAAAGCUUGUUCAAGUAUGGCAUCUAACCAACGUGGCAAGCAAGUUCACACUUUAUGUAUUAAGAAGGGGUAUGAAUCAGAGAGAGUAAUUUCAACUGCUCUAAUUGAUAUGUAUGCAAAAUGUGGUGACAUUGAGGAUGCCUUAGCUUUGUUUGGUUGUCUGUCAGAAAUCGAUACCAUGAGUUGGACUGGUAUAAUUGUGGGAUGUGCUCAAAAUGGAAGAGCUAACGAGGCAAUUAGUCUUCUGCUUAAGAUGAUAGAAUCUGGUACAAAGCCAAACAAAAUCACCAUUCUAGGUGUUCUUACUGCUUGUAGACAUGCUGGCCUAGUUGAAGAGGCAUGGGCUGUGUUUAAUUCUAUUGAAACAAAACAUGGAUUGAUACCAUCCCCAGAACAUUACAAUUGUAUGGUCGAUAUUCUUGGUCAAGCUGGACGUUUUGAAGAAGCAGAAAAAUUGAUUAGUGAAAUGCCAUUUAAGCCCGACAAAACUUUAUGGUCUUCCUUGCUUGGUGCCUGUGGAACUUACAAAAACCGGCAUCUUGCAAACAUUGUUGCUGAGCAUCUCCUUGCUACCUCGCCAGAAGAUGUUUCUGUAUACAUAAUGCUGUCAAAUGUUUAUGCAUCUCUUGGAAUGUGGGAUAGUUUAAGCAAAGUCAGAGAAGCCGUCAAAAAAAUAGGCAAAAAAGGAGCUGGGAAAAGCUGGAUUGAGAUCUCAAGUUGAGAAUGCUGGUUUGGCGUAUAGCUUAAUACGUGAGAUAUUUCCAGACAAGUCGCAGAUUAUUCUAGCUUAUAAGGAAUGACAUGAUUGAACCUUGAAUUCGAAGGAAGUCUUCAUGUUUUGGUAAUAGCACAGAACUAUCAAUCAUCUCAUUUCUACUGGACAUAUACAUAAGUUUUCUAUGAAAUCCAAUGUAAAGGUUCUACUUCAUGGAACACCUUGAUUCUAGGACAUGCUAAACACGGUUUUAUUGGUGGUGUGCUGAAAGUCUGAAACCGAUUUACCAAAUAGUGGAAGCAGGUCUUGUACCACCAUUGCUGGUCAUGCGGAUGAUGCUGGUCCACAUGAAUUGCAAUUUGUUUCAUGAUGCUCACAAAGGGCCUAAUAUUUCCGGACAAGCUUGUUUCAUCUGAAUCCAGUAGUUCAAUCUGAAAAGCUUGUAAUACAUACAUGCUAUUCCCAUGAGGAUUCGGUUUCACACAUCCAGUUUUUGCAUCACCCAUCAAAAGAUGAAAAGGAACCAUAGAAAAACACACACCAGGGAUCGAGAAGUUGGGAAGCUUACACAAUUCCAAUCAUUCGCAAACUCAAAUUUGACCAAAAUCUAAGAAGUCAUCGGGUAUUAGCCAUCUCUUAGUUUGGUUGAGAAGCUCGUCAUGUGGUUGAGCCUCCACUAUGGAAGCAAGAAAUCAUGGUGGGGUGGUUGCAAACUCCUUGAGUAUGUUUACAACUUUUAUAUUAUUAGAAGGGAAAUUUGAUUACACUGUCAGAGGAAAGCAGUUAUAAAACACCGCUCCUGGUUUGACAUGCUACAAUAUUUCAAAACCACAGAUAAUUUGUUAUGUUUUCAUCAUUAUGUUUCUGUACUCUGACAGUCACUCCAUUUGUACGAAAAGUUUAGAAAAAAGUGGGUCACUUUCGCAGGGACUUUGACGUUAUGUAUCAACCUUGGCCUUAAAUGGAGCUGUAUCUUGGAGUAUUAUCUUUGAUCUUUUCAAGCCAUAUGCUGUUAGAAACAAGUUAAACCAAAACCUUAUUGUUUUAAAGCCAUGGUUUGGGAGCACCUAAAUUAGGAAGAGCAAGCUAUGUGUAUUCUUGGCAAGCCAGUUUAUAACCUUAUUACUACAAACAUAAGGACUUGUGUGGGUGGGCCCAGUGGUGGACCCCACAUUAACAUUAUAAUCACUGUUAGCUGCAUGCCUCCAUAAGGCCUAGUCAUUGUUGUGCAACGUCACCAUCUCAUUCAUGCAAGUAGGUGCUAGUGACAGUUUCUUAAAUCCAUUCCAUAGAAUUUCCACUCUUAUUGCUCAUGCUUCGUUUACACUUUUCUAUCAUUGCACCCACAUUACCUUGCUCUUCUACUCUGUCUUUACUCUGACUUCCUACUGUACUAGCUUUCUUUUUUGUUUCCAUCUUCACAACCAUGACAUGCCAUCUUGUGAUUCCUUCACACUUUUCAGUAUAACUAUCGUUGCACAAAGUCCAAAAUUUUGCCGGGUAACUCCUAAGCCAAAAUUCCUUUUUCCCACUCUCUUUUCGCGCCUUCUAUAGCUAGCUAUGAUGAAAACCUAAAUGGUGGCAUUAUAUGCUAACGUGGCUUCUUAUUGAUACUUAAGCUUACUUUUAUAUAGGUGGUUUUGAUAUUCACCGCAAUUUUCGUAUUACAUUAAACCCAUGCUUAGUUUUUCUAAACUUUGGAUUACAUAUAUAGAAUGAGUACAAAACAAGAGUCAAUUAGAAGUAUGACUUGUCCCGGAUUUGAUGGAAACGCACCAAACAAAUCUAGUUCACACACCCGGCCGUGAGGUAGGUGGACUUAAUUAAACCUUACACAAACUAAUUAACUAUGCAUAUAAUAUAUACAUAAAUAUAUGCUCCAUCCUUUGUUUGAAGGGUUUGUCAAAAAACAAAAUCCAUGAUGGAAAUAAAAGUUUCAGCUAUACAAUCUUAGAUUAAGUGUUUCCAUUGAUUUUUGA
Molecule: messenger RNA, 4135 nt
Organism: Vicia villosa (hairy vetch)
Lineage: Eukaryota; Viridiplantae; Streptophyta; Magnoliopsida; Fabales; Fabaceae
Product: pentatricopeptide repeat-containing protein At4g08210-like
Exons: 4
Coding region: 90-2162 (690 amino acids)
Biological process (GO): RNA modification
Molecular function (GO): protein binding; RNA binding
Source: RefSeq, a predicted model, not a curated record